GUAAUAAGAAGUUUCAUGAGAACUUCAGUUUAGUCUUUUCCAAAUUCCAAAAUAAACAAACAAAGACUAAAAUCAUAUCCUUGGAAAAUUGCUCUCCAUGCUUAAUAAUUCUAUAUAAGAAUCCUAUUUUCUAACAACACAUGCACACUACUAAGUAGGCAAAAAAUGCAUAAGCUUGUGUGUCUCUUCCUGCUACCUCUACUUUUCAUUUCCUGUGAUGCCAAUCAGGCCAGUUAUCUUCAAAAGCAUCUAAAGUCUAGAAGAUCACAGAAAUUCUCGACUUUGAAUUAUUGGUCGAAAAUCAAUGCGGAAAGUGAUUAUGUUCCAGCGUUUGUCGAGCCUCAAGAUGGAUUAAUGGAAGCUGAUAAGAUCACCAAGUUGCCAGGUCAGCCAGAUGACGUGGACUUUAACCAGUAUGCCGGAUAUGUCUCGGUGGGCCCAGCGGCCGGGAGAGCACUGUUUUAUUAUUUCGUCGAGUCUCCUAAUAAUUCAUUUGCUAAACCUCUUGUUUUGUGGCUCAAUGGAGGUCCAGGGUGUUCAUCAUUUGGAUAUGGAGCCAUGAAUGAGUUGGGUCCUUUCAGGGUCAGCAGUGAUGGCAAAACUCUAUUUCGGAAUUAUGAUGCAUGGAACAAUGCUGGUGUCGGUUUCUCGUAUUCAAACACGACAACGGAUUAUUUGAGAACAGGCGACAUAAGCACCGCUAACGAUGCUUAUACUUUCCUCAUAAACUGGCUCGAGAGGUUCCCUCACUACAAAAAUCGGGAUUUCUACAUAACCGGAGAAAGUUAUGCUGGCCAUUACGUGCCUCAGCUAGCUCACACCAUAUUGCUCGGCAACAAUCAUACAAACCAAACUGUCAUCAAUAUUAAGGGGAUUGCUAUAGGUAAUGCGUACAUAGACGACAAGACCAUGACAGCGGGUACCAUUGACUAUCUCUGGACUCACGCCUUGAACUCGGACGAGACUCAUCGGGAUUUGUUCAAGUUUUGCUAUUUCUCGAACAUGACAACAUAUGAUCAAUGUCUGAAUUCUAUAGAGAAAUCGUCUGAAGAAAUUGGAGAAAUCGACAAUUACAACAUUUAUGCACCAAUUUGCCGGGACCCAACGCUGAAAAACGGCUCAGCUGGCUCUGAUAAUUUCUUUGAUCCCUGCUCUGCUGUAUAUAUCAAGCAUUACUUGAAUACAGCUGAAGUUCAAAGUGCCCUGCAUGUAAACCCCACAAAUUGGAGUGGCUGCAGUUCCUUCGAAUGGACAGACUCGCCAAACACUGUUUUGCCGACAAUCAAGAAUCUCAUGGGUAGUGGCUUGAGAGUAUGGCUUUACAGUGGUGAUAUAGAUUCGGUUGUUCCGGUUACAGCCACGCGGUACGCAAUCAACAGCCUUAAGCUUCGGGUGAAGACUCCUUGGCGCCCAUGGUAUUUCGAGAAUGAGGUUGGAGGAUAUGUGGUUGGGUACAAAGGGUUAGAUUUUGUGACAGUGAGAGGAGCUGGGCAUCUUGUUCCCAACAAUCAGCCAAGAGGGCUCUUGCCAUGAUCUCAUCUUUUCUUCAUGGGACUUUGCCUCCAUCUUUUUAAUAAAAAGAGAAGUGUUACUAUAGUGAUUAAAAAAAAUUAUAUAUAUUAUUGAUAAGCAAACUAUAUAUGGAGAUGGCCCUUUUGAGAGCAUAAAUAAUGUUGUGAUUGGAAAUUUAUCUUUGUUAAACUGCCACAAGAAGUAAGCACUUACAUAGUUAUUAUAUAUGUAAUUUCUUGAGCAUUUCUGUUAUUUGGAUUUAUGUGGAUAUUUGGCUUGGCUUUGUGCGCUGACUAUUUAUGUGCUGUGUGCUGAAUUUUAUCACAAAUGAUAGUGUUACUUUUUAAAAAUAAUUGGGCCUUGCAGUUGUUCACACACGACAACAACGUUUUCUUAUGAAAAUCCAACCGUGAAAUUCUCAUUGGUACCCAAACAAAUUAAUAAAUAUCUUUCUUUGUUUAGCUAUUUACAACUCAACAUGUUGUAUUUUAGAAGGCAUACCUCAUCCGAAAACUCGUCUUGCUAGCUUUUAAAUGACAUAUCUUGAUUUGAAAUUUAAUAUUUGAUCGUCGAAAAGUUUAUGUCAAUUUUUUCCCUAUUCUUAAGUAUCACCUACCUUCUUUGAUGAUCGAUUACCAAUGAAUCAACUGUCUGAAACCGAUAUCAUGCUUAAUUUUAUUCAUCUCGUUAUGGACUUAAAAAACUCAUACCUCAAUUUGUUCAUCUCAU
Molecule: messenger RNA, 2241 nt
Organism: Striga asiatica
Lineage: Eukaryota; Viridiplantae; Streptophyta; Magnoliopsida; Lamiales; Orobanchaceae
Source: the annotation of a GenBank genome assembly